GGCACCGUUCCACAUCAAUCUCGAGGAGAACAGAUUUGUGGAUACGGAACGCGAGAACAAAGGAAUAACUGACGAACCAGAUGCACUCAUCGGACGGAAAGGGCCCUGUGAAGCUUUCGCAGUUCCACCGACCUCCUUUCGACCUGAACAAGGCUUCCAUCCCUCAACUCACGCCGGAAUCACGAACAUGUAUACAGAACCUGGCCGCGUACCGAGCUCCGAAGUCGCGCAUCAGGUAUCCGAAAUCGAGGAGCGCGGCCGUGUUGGUGGCGCUUUUCAUCGGGAGGAUGGGCGACAUAUACGUCCUUCUAAGUAGACGGGCGUCACACUUACGAACAUACGCCGGGGACACCGCGCUACCUGGUGGCAAGUGGGAGCCUCGAGACAAGAGUCAUGAAGCGACAGCGAGACGAGAGGCGUUUGAGGAGAUUGGCCUGCCUUUAGACUAUACCAAGGUACCAUUGUUAUGCGUCCUCGAGCCCUUCCUCGCGGGAAACAGGCUUAUCGUUACGCCAGUCGUCGUAUUAAUUCUGGAUAACACGCUACGCCCGAUAUUGAAUCAGGCCGAGGUCGCCUCGCUGUUCUCUCAUCCGCUCAAGAGCUUUCUACAUUCAGACCCGCCCUUUGCAACCGAGCCGGAGAUGCUCGAAAUGAAGUACCACACCUACAUCGACUACAACUCGAAUACGAUGCCGGGUAAAGUCCGCAUGCACACCUUCCUCACCGGCAGGGAGGCCGGCGGGACGAAGCCGGUAUUUGGCUUGACAGCGGCGAUUCUCAUCCACGCAGCUUCGAUCGGCUAUGGACAAGAGCCUGACUUCAAGCCCUUCGCGCCGGAUCAGCCCACGAUGGAGCAGCGGAUCGCAUACGCGCUCCGUCAUGACCCCAUCUUCCGAGAAGCCGAGGUUGCGGAGGGUAUCGACCCAGACAAGACCCCGAAGCCGGCUAGCCUGGCAGACCCUUCGCGGCGUCGAGCGGAUGUGAAGCGCAGUGGGAGACGGCGGGGUGGGCGGCGAGCGUUCCGUGCAAAGCUAUGA
Molecule: messenger RNA, 1037 nt
Organism: Dichomitus squalens LYAD-421 SS1
Lineage: Eukaryota; Fungi; Basidiomycota; Agaricomycetes; Polyporales; Polyporaceae
Exons: 8
Coding region: 81-1037 (318 amino acids)
Biological process (GO): coenzyme A catabolic process
Molecular function (GO): acetyl-CoA hydrolase activity; coenzyme A diphosphatase activity
Source: RefSeq, a predicted model, not a curated record